Molecule: messenger RNA, 1944 nt
Organism: Penicillium digitatum Pd1
Lineage: Eukaryota; Fungi; Ascomycota; Eurotiomycetes; Eurotiales; Aspergillaceae
Product: Lipopolysaccharide-modifying protein
Source: RefSeq, a predicted model, not a curated record
AUGCUCCGCUCAUUCCCUCGGAGUCGCAGAUUAUUCUACCUGCUAUUGGCCUGCGCAGUAACUUCGAUAUGCUUUCUCAACAUCCUAUUCCUCGUACACGCUAUCGACAAUUCGGUGAUUCGUCACCCUAGUCUGAGGCUCUUUGCCGCAACAACGAGUCCCGUGUUCGGACAGUAUGCACGCGAUGAGCAUCCUAUUGUGGACCUGAUGAGGGAAGCGAACCGAAACUGGCGGAAAUAUGAUGAUGGUCGCUCGAAAAGUUUCCGCCAAACAGUUGCCAAAUAUCGUGAUACACAUGGACGACACCCACCUCCCGGUUUCAAGGAAUGGUACAUGUUUGCACGCAAAAAUAAGGCACAUAAUGUGGACGACUUCCAGCAGAUCACGGGCGAUCUGCGGCCUUUUUGGGCGGUUCCUCCGGCGGGAAUUCGACAGAUGGCAGCCAAGCUACAAUGCAGCGACGGCAUUGCAGGUGUGCAAAUCCGCAACAAGAACGUUGUUUACUCCCCUGGAGAAGGAUGGAGAGUUGAAACACUGCGAAGUUCGGUCAAACGCAUUGCUCGAUAUCUUCCGGAUAUGGAUAUUGCGCUUAACAUUAUGGAUCAACCGCGAGUUAUGGUUUCAUUUGAGGAGACCCAGGAAUACCUCCGCACCGAAGCCCUCACCAGAAGCUUACCCAGCGAUGCGCGGGAUGGAUUCACCCAGGGCAUGAACUACCUCUAUGAGGAAGAUUCCAACAUCGAGAGUAAUGCUGAUCCAUCCUGGUUCUCGAUUGCUGGAAAACCAUACAUGGACUUCGCCAGGGAGUCCUGUGACCCUCACUCUCCCGCUCGGAAUGACAACAUCACUGUAGAGGAUGCUGAUAAGCUAUACAAAUCGUACUCGGGUGGGUUUGUUACCAACUUCACCGCGUCCUCUGAUCUUUGCACCGUCGGCCCCGUUCUUGGGAAGAACCACGGAUUUUUGUUCUCGGCAUCCAGUAACCUUGUCACAAGGAAACUAAUACCAGUCUUCAGCGAGUGUAAGGUUAGCGUGAACAACGAUAUCCUUUUCCCUGCUAAUAUGUAUUUCAUGAACGACAAACGUUACACGUACAAUUCGCGACAUGACUACGAGUGGAGAGAUAAGGCGGACACUCUCCUCUGGCGCGGCGUCACCUCCGGGGGUGUCCAACUUGCAGACAAUUGGCAGCAUAUGCACCGCCAACGCUUUGUGCACAUUACCAACCACACUGAUGUAAGAUCAGAGACGGUCUCAAUCCUCUCUGAGAGCAGCAUGGGGCAUUAUCGCACCUACCCCAACUUCUAUCCAAGCAAGUUUUCAUUGGACCACUUCGAUGUCGGUUUCACUGAAGCGUGGGGCUGCAUUCCGGAUUGCUCUUUCUACGACGAUGUUUGGACAUACAAAGAACCCCAGGAUUUUAGCGAGCAGUUCAAGGCAAAAUACCUCGUCGACAUUGACGGUCACAGCUUCUCCGGUCGGUGGCGCGCCUUUCAGCUCAGCAAAUCCCUAGGGAUCAAAGCAACCAUUUUCCGGGAAUGGCAUGACUCCCGGCUCUUUCCCUGGCGUCACUUUAUUCCCAUGGAUAAUCGAUAUGAUGACCUGUACGGAUUAAUGACCUACUUCCUAGGUCUGGAUCCACAAGCAUCCCCCGUGGAUGCGUUGACAAGUAGCGAGCCGUACAUUAAGAAGCAUGACUUUGAGGCUGAGGUGAUCGCAUCUCAGAGUCGUAAAUGGGCGCAGCAUGCGCUGCGCGAUGAAGAUCUUGACAUCUAUCUUUAUCUUCUUCUCCUCGAGUAUGGACGCAUCAUUGAUGACAAUCGCGAUAGCAUUGGGUACAGUGGCGACGGAAGUGAGCUAGACCACUUUGACGAUCGAUUUCCUUUUUCUCCGGCGAUACCGAGUAUCGUCAACCCUCCUCCCCCAAACACUGAUGAGCAAUGA